GUUGUCAGAUUUACACACAAUAUAUACAACAUAUAUAAAUAACUAAAUGAUGAUGAGGCAUUGUCUAUAUAAUAUAUAUUAUUUUGAAAAUGGAGAUAUUUCGUUCUUUCAGGCCUGUAUGUAUUCAUCCCUAAAAAUACAAGACAUAAUUCCAACAGAAACGAAGAAGAAACUAAUAUUAUUGUAAAUUAGGGUUAUAGUUUGUGUUUUGUUUUUCAAUUGUAUACUACACCGUAUCAAAAUGACUUUUAAAAAAGGAGUGGAUCCGAAAGUUUUUCGAGCUAUUCAACACGUUAACGUCGAAGAGCUAGCAAAAUGUAGCGAACACGAAAUACGUCCAGUUUUACCGUGUUUGGUUAGAAUGGGACUAAUUUCGCCGCUCGAUACAUCCAGAAAAUGCAUGAAUAUGAAAAUGACGAUAUUAACAAUCGUUUCUGGAAUGGAAUUAGUGAAUUCUAUAGUUGCCUUACUUUCAAUAGAUUUUCAUAAGUUGGAAAUUGAUGUCAAAAAAGAACAGCAAUUACGACAGAAAGGAAAUACUCUACUCAAUGAUUCAAUUUUAAUUGGUAAUUUAUCUAAUACUAGUAUGGCUCUGGAGUAUGAAAGAAGCGACAUGACUCGUCGAUUGAGCAUACUACUGGGAGAACUUCUUUUUAUUCAAUCACAAAUUCAAGAUGGAACAGAGUCAACAUCUGACCGCGAAACAUACAUGAAGUCAUCAGAACUGUUUGAUAAUGAUAUUUUUGCAGAAGAAUUGUCAGAUAUAAUAUGUAUAGCAUUAGCAGAGUUGCCGACUACUUUGAAUAUUUGUACAAUAGUAGAAACAUUGUUACAUGUACAUAAUGGUCCAUCUAUUAUUUGUAGGAUUGUCGCCAACUUUCCAGAUUCUUUUAAAGAAGUGACAACGUAUCUUAUACAAACUGGAGAAAAACAAGAGGAAAGCAUCUCCAGCAUUAUUAGAAUUAAUGCGAUUUCUCUUAUUUGCAAAAUGAAUCCACAUCAAGCUUUAUCUAUAAGAAGUAAAUGUGUGGAAUUAUGUAGAAUGCCCGCAUUGGCUAUAACCUUAUCCAUGGAGCAUAAUAACAAGAAUGAUAUAUGCGAUUUAGAAAGUGAUAUGGUGGCGUUUAUCUCUGGAUUAUUAUUGGGAAAUGAUCAGGCUAUCAGAAAUUGGAUAGCUCUGUUCAUUCGAACUGGACAAAAGAGAAAAGGUGAAGUCUCCAGCAACGCCUUACAACAACUUAGAGAAGAAUUACAAAGACGCUUAUUACAUAUAAUAAACGCUUCUUCCGAAGGAGAAUUGCCAGACAUAAUGGUUGUACAAGCCUCAGCAUUAUUGCGACUUUUUUGUGCACUUAGAGGUAUUGCUGCUAUAAAGUUCCAAGAUGAAGAGGUCAAUUUAAUAGUUCAGCUUUUGACUUCCCAUCCAAAUCCUACUCCGGCCGGUGUUCGAUUCGUAUCUAUCGGAUUAUGUAUGUUAAUAGCUUGUCCUUCUUUGAUUCUUUUACCUGAACACGAAAGACGUAGCAUCGAAUGGGUACAAUGGUUAGUUAAAGAAGAGGCUUACUUUGAAUCGACCAGCGGUGUUACUGCCUCAUUCGGAGAAAUGUUACUAUUAAUGGCGAUUCACUUUCACAGUAAUCAAUUGAGCGCCAUCUGCGAUCUAGUAUGUUCAACGCUUGGCAUGAAAAUAGCAAUUAGAAAUAACAACAUGACGAGAAUGAAACAAGUUUUUACACAAGAAAUUUUUUCCGAACAAGUCGUUACCGCGCACGCUGUUAAAGUACCAGUAACUAAUUCGUUAAACGCCAACAUGACAGGUUUUCUUCCGAUCCAUUGUAUCCAUCAACUUUUGAAAUCCAGAGCGUUCGCUAAACACAAUGUUAAUAUUAAGAAAUGGAUUUACAAACAGAUUUGUACGAGCGUAAGUCCAUUGCAUCCUGUUCUCAGGAUGUUGAUUGAAGUUUACGUUAAUAGCAUAAUUGUACCAAAUGCAAAAAAUACCGAAUACACUAAUAAACCUUUAACGGAGAACGAAAUCAGGAAGGUAUUCCAAAGCUCAAUUUUCGGGCAAUAUUUUGAUCAGAAACAAUCUAUCUUCAAUAUGGAAUUCGAUCUAAAUUCUGAAUAUCAAGAUGUGGUGGUGGAUAAUACAAGUCUAACACCACAGCUUCUUCUAUUGUAUUAUUUGUUACUUUAUGAAGAUUGUCGGUUAAAUAACGCUCAUACUUUAGCCGUUAGUGGUAGAAAAAUAAAAAAAUACACGCCUGAAUUUAUGUCGGAACUACCAAUAAAGUAUCUACUACACCACGCCCAGAAGGAUCAAAGUUCUUACUCAGGUCUCUUUGGUCCAUUGUUGAAGUUACUGGCAACGCACUUUCCUCACUUAACUUUAGUAGAAGAUUGGCUGGACGAUAUGGCCAUUCAUACAGAAUAUAAACCCACACAUAUCACCGAAUUAUCAGUAGUGGAAGCUUUAGGCGAAACGGAAACCAAUCCUUUAAAAUGUGCGAAGCUUCUACAGUUAUUAUUAAAACAAGAAGCUAUAGAUAUUUGGCCGUUUGUUGAGAUAUUCGCUCAGAAUUCCAGGAGGUUUUUGGACGAUAACGUACCGAGGUAUUUGCAGGAUUUAUACAAAGACGUUUGGUUCAGAUUGAAUACAGUAUUGCCAAGGAGAUUGUGGGUAUUAACGGUAAAUAGUCUAGUUGAUGAUUUUUCCAAUUUGACUAGAAUUGAUGUCGCUGAAGAUCCUCUACAGAUAAUGAGAUGUGAUGAAAGAGUUUUCCGAUGUGCUCCAAUGUAUGCGAUCGUUCUAAGAGUAUUAAGGGCCAGUUUGGCAUCAUCUCGAAGCCAAUUAAUGCAGCAUUUACAAUCGAAUUUAAAAUUAGAUUAUUCCGGACAAGUUGUGAACGAAAGCGAUAGAGAAGAUAUGUGUAGAGCUUGCAUUGCUGCACAGGAAGCUGCAGCUAUACAGAUGUUGAUAGAAACUUGUUCAGAAACAGAGUCUGAUAAAAUAAUACCCGGAAGACAAUGGGCCCUUCAAGAAGUUAGAUCACUAGUGUGUAGUUACCUUCAUCAGGCUUUCAUUGCAGAUACAAUGCUAUGUAAGCUAGUUCAUUUCCAAACUUACCCUAGCGAAUUGAUUGAGAUAGUAGUAAAGGGGGUACCUUCAAUGCACAUAUGUUUGGAUUUCUUGCAAGAAUUAAUGCAACAGCCAAGUCUCAAUAAACAAAUUUUCGGAAUUCAAUUACUAUCCUACAUUAGUUUACAAUAUGCUUUACCGAAGAGUUUAAAUUUGUGUGUUUUGGCGCUUAAUUUGUUAUAUGCCCUUCUCGGAGGCCUCUCGAGUGCCCAGAGGGUAAAACUCUUCAAACCUGUCCUUCCAGCAUUAGUGCGAAUGAGCGAAGCGUUUCCGCCUCUAACGGAAGACAUCAUCAAUUUAAUUAUGCAACUGGCAAGAGUGUGCGAGUCGCAGGCAUCGUUGGCAUCACAUUUUGAUGCUCAUUUAGGAAAGAGUUUGGAAAUUGCGUCUCAAGAAAGUGCGGAAUUGUGCGAUUUAACGCAGAGGACUUUUUCUGAAAUUUUAGACAAGACCGUCUUGAGAGACAAAGUGUAUAAACAAGAUUGAGUUCAUGUGUUUUAAUAUUAUAAAUAGUUAAUAAUCUAAGUCUCAAUCUAUCUCAAUCACUAGAGAUAGUUGGAGUAAUGGUAAACUAUUUUAAAAAAUAGUUAUUUAUGUAUCAAGGCACUAAAAUCAUACAACCAGGCGAGUGCAGUGCAGUACCUUUCAUAAACCCUUUAUAUUUUCCUAAAACAAAAAUAUCUUCACAAUUCAUUCCAUUUUACAUCCUUAUAUUCGACUGUUCUGAGGUUUGGUGAGGUUGAACGUUUUUUAUUUUCAUAGAAUGAAAGUGGCAGAUCAUCACCAUCUGACUCGAUUUCUUGCAGGAUCUCUUAUAGUAUGACUUAAUUUAAGUCUCUUAUUACCUUAUUUUUUUUGUCAUUCUCAUAUCUGUUCGGAAUUUUGUCUUCUUGAUUUUAUUUUCUUUAGCCAACUUCUUUGCUCAGCUUUUUGCAGUCUUUUCAGAAGUUCAGGAUGAUCAUAAGUAUAAUAGCACCGCCGACGACGUAACUAUAAUAAAAUAUGUCCAAAUAAAAGGUUUUGUUACUAACAAACAACUAUCAUUAUUUAAGAGUAACUGUAGGUCACAUUGAUUAUGCCUGAGAGUGUAUGCAGGUCGUAUUUUUGUGGUGCCUAUUUCAUGGCAACAUGAAUUCAAACGAGGAGUAAUGAUCCAUCUCAAAAAAAAUCUAUAAAUAAAGCAUUAGAUUGUGUUGUAAAGGAAUGUAUAAUAUACGUCCUCUCUACCUCUGUAACCUUGACAUCUUCAUUUUGGUUUUCCCAUUCGAUUUCAAAGUCGAAAACUUUUUAAAAAUUUUAGGUUGAGUCUUAUUUCUUGUCCCUCGUAGAUCGUAGGUAUUCGCACUAUGUAUUAAAAUACGGAGUCUGUUUUUAUCGCGGUAGAGCGUAAAAUAACACGACACGAAUCCUACUGACUACGCCAGUUAUAUAUUUAACUUGCGAAACUUUAUAUUUAAAAUUUUAUUCACAAUAAAAACAAGUUACAAUUUUAAAAA
Diorhabda sublineata is the source of this 4635-nucleotide messenger RNA. RefSeq names its product integrator complex subunit 2 (gene IntS2). Gene Ontology annotation, biological process: snRNA 3'-end processing. Gene Ontology annotation, cellular component: integrator complex. Lineage: Eukaryota; Metazoa; Arthropoda; Insecta; Coleoptera; Chrysomelidae. The coding region runs from base 242 to 3625 and encodes 1127 amino acids. The record is from RefSeq and is a predicted model, not a curated record. The transcript has 14 exons.